Messenger RNA from Engraulis encrasicolus (European anchovy), 2572 nucleotides. RefSeq names its product AE binding protein 2 (gene aebp2). The record is from RefSeq and is a predicted model, not a curated record. Gene Ontology annotation, biological process: regulation of transcription by RNA polymerase II. The transcript has 8 exons. Gene Ontology annotation, cellular component: ESC/E(Z) complex. Lineage: Eukaryota; Metazoa; Chordata; Actinopteri; Clupeiformes; Engraulidae. The coding region runs from base 98 to 1483 and encodes 461 amino acids.
CUCUCGAAGCUGGUUGGGGGACGAGAGCGAACGUACAGACAAUCGCCCUGGCUUAACUUCGUGGGGGUACAUAUCGAAAAGCGUUUAACGAUUAAACAUGGCCACCACUUCCACCGAUGGGACAGAACAGGAAUCGUCUUCUAAAAGCGACCAAAAUCAAACAUUGGAAAAUGAGAAAAGCGAAGAGAAAGCGGAGGGCCAGGCCUCGGAACAGGAACCGGUUGGAGACGAGACUGUGAAAAUGGACGUGAACGGCGGAGAAGAAGGAGCAACAGAGGCGGACAAGAAACCAUCGCCCGCACCCGAAGUCUCUCCAGAAACUACACCAACAACUGUCACCCCUAAAGAGGAAAGUGAUAUGGGAAAUAAUAUGGAUUGUGACCUUGCUGAAUCCGGUAAAAGCCCGGCGGAGGGAAGCAAAGCGAACUGCAACGGCACCGGAGUCGGGACGGGGGAGCUGAAACAAGAACAAAGGGAAGAGAACGUGUCCUCUCCCAGCGACUGCACGAAGAGCAAAGCCGAUGAAUGCACGGAUAAAACCGACCAUGGGAUAAAGAGGCGAGCCAGUGUGGAAAUGUCUUCGUCCGACGGAGAGCCUUUGAGUCGAAUGGAUUCAGAAGACAGCAUCAGCAGCACCCUGAUGGACAUGGAGAGCACGGCGUCCAGCGGUCGCUCCACGCCGGCCAUGAUGAACGGGCACGGGGCCGCGGGGAGUGCCGCCCAGGCCAAGGGCAACGGCGCCGGCGCCUCCUACCCGUGCUGCUGGGACCUGUGCCAGGCCCACUACAACACCAGCCCCGACCUGGCCGAGCACAUCCGCAGCACACAUGUGGACGCGCAGCGCGGGGGGGUGUUUGUGUGCCUGUGGAAGGGCUGCAAGGUGUACAACACGCCCUCCACAAGCCAGAGCUGGCUCCAGAGACACAUGCUCUCCCACAGCGGAGACAAGCCCUUCAAGUGUGUGGUUGGCGGCUGCAAUGCCACGUUUGCCUCCCAGGGGGGGCUAGCGCGCCACGUGCCCACCCACUUCAGUGCGCAGAACUCGUCCAAGCUGUCCAGCCAGGCCAAGAUGAAGGAGGAGUCUCCCUCCAAGGCCGGCAUCAACAAGAGGCGGAAACUCAAGAACAAGAGGCGGCGCUCGCUCCUCUCUCCCUUUCCCGCAGCACGGCCGCACGACUUCUUUGAUGCCCAGACCAUGGACGCCAUCCGGCACCGGGCCAUCUGCCUCAACCUGGCCACCCACAUAGAGAGCCUGGGCAAUGGACACAGCGUGGUUUUCCACAGCACGGUGAUUGCCAGGCGAAAAGAGGAUUCAGGAAAGGUGAAGGUUCUCCUGCACUGGACACCAGAGGACAUUCUUCCGGAUGUGUGGGUGAGUGAGGGUGACCGUCCUCAGCUCAAGACCAAAGUGGUGCACCUCUCCCAGCUGCCUCAGGACACUGCUGUACUGCUAGACCCCAACAUCUACAGGAUGUUCUUCUAAGCCCCGAAUGAGGCCUGUGUGUCGUGACCUGCUGAUGUCCGCACCACAGCAACGAUGUGGACGCCACACAAAACCAGUACAGACAGCCAAGACCAGUGGUGUACUCCAAGCACAUGGUGAAGUAACAAAUCCGGGGUGAAUUUCUCAAAACCAAAGUUGCUUACUACAUUAGCUACUCUGUUGUUUUCAAUGCAUUUUCCCAUUGGCAACUACCGAAGUUGCUAACAGGCUAACAACUUCCCUUUUGAGAAACUCACCCCUGGGGUGAAUUUCUCAAAACAAAAGUUGCUUACUACAUUAGCUACUUUGUUGCUUUCAAUGCAUUUUCCCAUUGGCAACUAUCGAAGUUGCUAACAGGCUAACAACUUCCCUUUUGAGAAACUCACCCCUGGCUAGGUUGGCCUGAAGACCGUGACAAACCUGCUCAUAGAUGACCCAUAUGCAUCAUUUAGUUACGAACAUGAGGACUGACAUACAGCGCUCUCCUGGUCAACUUCAUCUGGUUUGCUACUGAACUCCUCCAGUACUCCUCCAGGAGAGUGUUUUUUGUUGUUUUAUUUUUUUUAUUAUUUGUAUGAUUUUUAUUUUGGUUUUGUUGACUUCCUUGUUUCUGUAUAUUUUUUUAGACAGAGAUUAUGUUGUUCUUUAGUUUGCCAAAGUAUGCAGUGACUUCUUUGAAAGACAAGUUGUUUGUUCUUGUUAUGUCAAUGAUUUCCUUAAACUAUGAAACUGGUGCUGAAUUUCUGUCCAAGGAACUCGUUUUAGGGAUGUUUUGUUAAUUAUAAAUGUUUGUAGUGAAAACAUAUAGGAUUGAAAGGAGGAUAGGGACAUCCUCCUCCAAACACAUUACUUUCUUUAUGUUUUUGUAGAGAUUUGUAUUUGUAGAAAAGUUCAUCCAUGUAAAUAUUUCUGGAGAUUUGUAAUAUAUUUUUGUACCAUGGAAAAGUUGUACUGUACUUCUGCUGUAGAUAGAUGUUAAAUCUCAUGCCUUGUUUUUGUUUGUUUUUUUCUCUCUUCUAUAUUUCUGCAUUUGAUGGAAAAACCCUAAUUGUACAUAAUGUGAUAAUAAUUAAAGGUAGAUUUGACACA